AUGUCGACUUCGGUAGAAGAUGGCGAUGGAAUAACAGAUCAAAAACCGCAAAAUCAACAAAUCCAAGCAACGAGGCCCUUGGACACUGUAGUAACAGUUUCUCCAUGUGAGAACGCGAGUGAGCCACAGUCGACAGAAAUCCUCGAAGAAACAUGCACAAGAAGCGAGGACUGUCUCGAUCUGGAAGCGCAGGGUUCCAGGUCAAAAUCGAACACGGGCGCAAGCGACCGAUCGCUACCUUGUCCGGCGGAAGAUACUCAACUAAUACGCACUAACAGGUUCAAUAAAAGUGGAAAUAUGACGUCGCGAUCAAAUCGCUACAACAACAAAACAGUAAUCAUCGCUUCACUCGUCUUCUGGGGCACAGUGCUGAUCGCAAUCGUCGUGACAGUAAUCGUCUUGACUGGACGAAACAUCGACGAGGGCCCACUUCGUGAGCACUCGACAACAUCAGAUCCUCUAGCGACUCCCGCACCGCUUAGCGGAACGACUUCAGCAGCCUCGCUUUCGUACUCUUCCACUUUAAAUACAUCAGAAAACGCAACUUUACUCGAUUCCAUGAUAGAUAAUCCACUUUCAGAUGGAAACCCUUCAUAA
This is a messenger RNA of Oikopleura dioica, 597 nucleotides long. The record is from the annotation of a GenBank genome assembly. Lineage: Eukaryota; Metazoa; Chordata; Appendicularia; Copelata; Oikopleuridae.